Brassica napus (rape) is the source of this 2424-nucleotide messenger RNA. Its product is annotated as WPP domain-interacting tail-anchored protein 2. Bases 238 to 2301 code for a protein of 687 amino acids. The record is from RefSeq and is a predicted model, not a curated record. The transcript has 6 exons. NCBI's taxonomy places the organism in Eukaryota, Viridiplantae, Streptophyta, Magnoliopsida, Brassicales, Brassicaceae.
UCCAAUCCCGAGUCUUACGACUAUCAUGCGCGCGCUUUCUUUAUCGUUAGCUGACUCGUAAACAACCUGCGCAUUUUAGCAUUAUCAUUCCGGGAUCUUUGAAACUCCACCAAAGUCGAGUACGUUGACGGACAAAGCUUCCUAAUCGGUUCCUUCAUCUCCCCGAGUUCGCAUAAAAACCUCAUCGGUAUAGUUCUCUCUUACCAGAUCCUGUUUUGACUUCUCAACUCUCUGUCUAUGUCUGUUCCAAAAUUGUACAAGUCGAUGUGUGAUCAAGUAAAACUUACUUGUCAAGUUGACUUCUCAUAUGGCUUUUGUCCAAAGCUAAGGAUGGAGGGAAUCUCUCAGGAAGAUGUGUAUAAUCACGGUGAAGAAGCCUUGUCUAGUAUGAGUGAGGAGGAGCAAGCGAGAGAAGGGAUGUUUAAGAUAUUGUCAAAGCUAGAGAUAGACUCGGCUUACACUAGUGAAAAGCUGCUGAACCUUCAUGUUCUUCUUAUGCACCUUUUGGCUUGGGAUAAUGAUCUCGAAGGGAUGGGGACACUUGGUUCUUCUGCAGCGUCUUUUGAGAAAGCUUUGACGUUUGAUCUUUUAUGUGGUAUAUUGGAGUCUGAGUUAAAGGGAGUGGACGAGGUUUUGGAUGAGCUAGAAGCGCAAAUCGUUGACACUUCUUAUAAGUUAUCUGCUUGCAAACAGGUAGAGUAUAGCGUUAUGGAAGGCAAAUUGGCUGAAUCUGCUGAAUCGUUGAAGCAGUCUAGGGGACAAGUCUCGGAGAUCACUUUGCAGUUGGCUCAGCUUCGAAGAACACUUCAUUACAUAAGAAAUGGAACAAGUGAAAAUGAAGAGUCAGCUGAGUAUUCAGGAACCGGUCAAGAUUUAAGGCAAAAGUAUGUGCUGAGACCAUCUGAUUUGAGGCAUAAGAAUGCUCUGAGGAUGCUGGAGAAGUCAUUGUCAAGAGAGCUAGAGCUUGAGAAGAAGCUAAUGGAGUUUCAGCAGAACGAAGAGCAGCUGAAACUCAAGCUGCACUACACAGAAGAGGUAUCUUCUAGGAUGGAAGAAGCAUCAGAGUUUAUAUGGGGACGGUUUCUAGAAGCCGAAAACUCCUCAGAGGUGUUUAUGGGUGUUUCAAAGGAACUUGUUGGCCGUCUUCAGAUCAUCCAGUUUAGUCAGAGUUGGUCAGCUCAACGAGAAGCUGAACUUAAAGCUAAGCUUGAAGAUAUCACUGCACAGCUCCAAGCCAAAGAUCUUGAGGUGAAAAAGCUCGAAGGAACAAUUCAAGAAAAUCAAGAGAUAGUUUCAGAAGUACUCACUUUGAGGGAACAUGUGAAGUUAACUGAACAGAAACUGAAAGAUACUGAGGUUGAGCUGAGGAGUGUCAAUGCCUCCAAACAAGAAGUUCUGGUGCAUCUUGCUGAGAUGGAGAAUGCUAAUGAGUCUGUCAAAGAGAGCCUUUUCGAGGCUGACAGCAGAGCUGAGAGUGGAGAGACUAAGAUUAAAGAGCUAAAUGCUGCAAAUCUUGAACUUACUGAGGAACUAAGUUUCCUUAAAGAUGCUGACGAUAAGAAGACCAAGAAGGUGAGCUCGCUGGAGAAGCAACUCAGGGAACUAGAAUUUCAGUUGCAGAACUCAAAGGUAUUAUCUGAAGCAAGUCAAGAACAGCAGAACAUGUUGUAUUCAGCAAUAUGGGACAUGGAGACCUUGAUUGAAGAUCUUAAAUCUAAAGCCUCUAAAGCUGAGAGUAGAAGUGAGACAGUUGAGGAGCAAUGCAUUGUGCUUUCUACAACCAACUCUGUACUUAACAAAGAAGUGAUAUCUUUGAGGCAAAGAGCCAAAUCCUUGGAAGCAUCGUUGGAUCUAGCUAAAGAAGAAAAAGAGAAAUACGCGCAAGAAAUAGCUACGAGAAACAAGCUUCUGAUGGAUAUGGUGAUGCAGUUAUCCAGUGAAAGGGAACGUAUAAAAGAACAGUUAUAUUCCCUGGCAAAGGAAAAUGAAAAACUGAGAGUGAACCAAUGCUCAGAGGGAGGUAAAUACCAAAGAAAUGGAACUUAUGCUGGGGACAAAGAGCUGCCUUCUAACACAGAUGGGGGUGGAAUAGAGGCAUUUGCGGAAAGUCUGCAGGAGGAUGAGAGAACAAGGAAAGAACCAGAAACUAAGGUUGAACCAGAGUUCCUUUCUGAGUCUGAAAAGAGUAGUAUGAACACAGAGAUCAGAAGGGCAAGCAACUUGAGAUGCAUACCAGUUUUUGCAGCAGCUUUUAUGUUGUUUCUUUCAUUCUUUGUUUUGGCUUUUGUUAAAGGAAAAUAAUUUCAGUUUGAAAAAUCUGCUUGUCUCUCUUGGAAAUAAUAGGAUUGGUCAUUGUAUAUUGUGUUGUAAAUACUCUAUUAUCUUGUAUUUAUUUUCAAGCAAUGUAUCUCAGCUAUUGUUUUA